This is a messenger RNA of Vigna angularis (adzuki bean), 1746 nucleotides long. RefSeq names its product beta-1,3-galactosyltransferase 7. Gene Ontology annotation, molecular function: beta-1,3-galactosyltransferase activity. Gene Ontology annotation, cellular component: Golgi membrane. NCBI's taxonomy places the organism in Eukaryota, Viridiplantae, Streptophyta, Magnoliopsida, Fabales, Fabaceae. The transcript has 11 exons. The coding region runs from base 367 to 1560 and encodes 397 amino acids. The record is from RefSeq and is a predicted model, not a curated record.
AAGAGUGUAUUUGAAGUUGUAGUUCUCGGACAUAAACACAGAACACAGAAUCAAUAUGAAGACUCGUGGUUCCGCCAAAAUCUCUGUAAAAUGGGUUCCAAUUUUCUCUGUAUUUUCCUUCAUUCUUGGAAUGAUCAUAACAACCAGGUCACUAUAUCUUGAUCGUCUUAACUUUUUUCUUCACACAAUUUUUAUUCGAUUCUUCUCUGUUCACUGGUCCUGUUUAUUUUAUUUUGUUAAACUGAAAUACUGAAGUUCCUAAACCCUAAACCCUAAACCCUAAAUAUCCACAAAUCAAACUGUUAAAUAAAAAGAGUGUAUUUGAAGUUGUAGUUCUCGGACAUAAACACAGAACACAGAAUCAAUAUGAAGACUCGUGGUUCCGCCAAAAUCUCUGUAAAAUGGGUUCCAAUUUUCUCUGUAUUUUCCUUCAUUCUUGGAAUGAUCAUAACAACCAGGAUGUGGGAGGCACCUGAGUCUAAUGGGGUGCUUAUGUCAAAUCAUCGACGCGACCAAGAACUGCAAGUGGUGACAGGGGAUUGUGCCACUAAAAAGGAUAAGGAUGUAAUGAGUGAAGUGUACAAAACCCAUGAGGCCAUUCACGGUGUCAGAUCUCUGGACAAGCAAAUUUCCAUCCUUCAGAUGGAGCUAGCAGUGGCAAGGAGUGGCAGAGAAUCUGAAAUCUCAGAUGGUUCGGCUAACACCUUGGCCACAGGAUCCUCCAUUGAAGACCCUUCAAGGAAGAAGAUGUUUCUAGUGAUUGGCAUAAACACUGCUUUCAGUAGCAGGAAGCGGCGUGAUUCUGUCAGAGAGACUUGGAUGCCACAAGGGCAGCAGCUUCUUCAACUGGAACAAGAGAAGGGAAUUAUCAUCAGAUUCAUGAUUGGUCACAGUGCAACUUCUAACAGCAUUCUUGAUCGAGCUAUUGAUUCAGAAGAAGCUCAGCACAAAGAUUUCCUUCGCCUGGAACAUGUUGAAGGGUAUCAUGAAUUGUCUGCAAAGACAAAAAUUUUCUUUUCUACUGCAGUUGCAAAAUGGGAUGCUGAUUUCUUUGUCAAAGUGGAUGAUGAUGUCCAUGUCAAUUUAGGUGUACUUGCAACAACCCUUACUCGUCAUCGUUCAAAACCCAGGGUGUACAUUGGAUGUAUGAAAUCUGGACCUGUUCUUUCACGAAAGGAUGUUAAGUAUCAUGAACCUGAGUUUUGGAAGUUUGGAGAAGAGGGUAACAAAUACUUCCGACAUGCAACUGGACAGAUAUACGCAAUCUCUAAGGAUCUAGCCACCUACAUUUCCAUUAACCAGCCAAUAUUGCACAAAUAUGCCAAUGAAGAUGUGUCACUUGGUGCAUGGUUCAUAGGUCUAGAAGUUGAGCACAUAGAUGAGCGCAGCAUGUGCUGUGGAACUCCUCCAGACUGUGAGUGGAAGGCACAAGCAGGUAACAUAUGUGUUGCAUCCUUUGACUGGAGCUGCAGUGGAAUAUGCAAGUCCGUGGAGAAGAUAAAAUAUGUGCACUCAAAGUGUGGUGAAGGGGAUGGAGCCGUUUGGAGUGCUUUAGUUUAGGUUUGUUUUUGUGUGAGGGAAUAUAUAUAAGAUAAUUAGUACUAUUAUUAUAUCAUGUAACAUAGGCCUCUUUUGUUCCUUUCACCCUUCUGCACAAUGCUUUUAAAGGUGUGCAAGGUUAGUUUUCAAUGUAGCAUGUACCCUAGAUAAAUGAAAUUAAAUGAAUUAUAGAAUCACUUUCUUUUU